Molecule: messenger RNA, 1642 nt
Organism: Chanos chanos (milkfish)
Lineage: Eukaryota; Metazoa; Chordata; Actinopteri; Gonorynchiformes; Chanidae
Product: zgc:85777
Exons: 9
Coding region: 1-1299 (432 amino acids)
Biological process (GO): fatty acid beta-oxidation using acyl-CoA dehydrogenase
Cellular component (GO): cytoplasm
Molecular function (GO): acyl-CoA dehydrogenase activity; flavin adenine dinucleotide binding
Source: RefSeq, a predicted model, not a curated record
AUGGCCUUGCGCUUGAACCACUUGCGCUUUCAUUUUGUGAUUUAUCGUAAUUUUCUCAAAACAACUGCAGUGUGCAACAGACGACAUCUCUCAGAAAAUGCAUCAUCAAAGCCGAAGUGCAGCAGCACUAGCGAAACAACAGAUCAUAUUCUGUACACACAGGAACAUUUUGCUUUGAAGGAAUCUCUCAGAAAGAUAAUUGAGCAAGAGAUUAACCCCUACGUGGACAAAUGGGAAGAAGAAGGUCAGUUCCCUGCCCAUAGAGUCUUCAAGGUCCUCGGAAACGCAGGCUUUCUCGGAGUCAACAAACCAGUGGAGUAUGGAGGCCUGGGCCUUGACUUCAGCUAUAGUGUGGCCGUGGCCGAGGAACUGGGAAACAUCAACUGCGGAGGUAUUCCCAUGGCCGUCGGAGUGCAGACUGAUAUGGCAACCCCAGCACUGGCCAGGUUUGGCUCCGCUGAGCUGAAGAAAGAGUUUCUGCUUCCCUCCAUAAUGGGAGACAAAGUGGCCUGCUUGGGUGUCAGUGAGGUUGGUGCAGGCUCUGAUGUUGCAAGCAUCAAGACCAAAGCUGUGCGUAGGGGAGAUGAAUUUGUCAUAAAUGGAGGGAAAAUGUGGACAACCAAUGGCACCCAGGCAGACUGGAUGUGUCUCCUCGCCAACACCAGCGAUGGGGCUCCACACAAGAACAAGUCCCUCAUCUGCUUACCCAUGAACCUACCUGGAAUUCAUAUUGCGCGCAAGAUUGAUAAGAUGGGGAUGAGGUCCUCGGAUACUGCAGAGGUGUUCUUCGAUGACGUGCGCGUUCCAUGUAAAAACAUCAUAGGCCAAGAGGGAAUGGGCUUCACAUACCAAAUGCUGCAGUUCCAGGAAGAACGGCUUUGGGGGGUGGCCAACAUUCUGACCAUGAUGGAUAAGGUUAUCGAAGAGACAAUUAAGUACACCAGACAGAGGAAGAUCUUCAAUCAGCCAGUGCUGUACCAUCAAGUGGUGCACUUUAGGCUAGCAGAGCUGGCAACAGAAGUGGAGAUGCUGCGUUCCCUGCUCCACCGAGCCACUGCUUUGUACAUUAAGGGCAAUGAUGUGACCAAAUUGGCAUCCAUGGCUAAACUGAAAGCAGGACGUCUCGCUCGAGAACUGGGGGACAGUUGCCUACAGUACUGGGGUGGGAUGGGCUUCACCAGUGACGUCCUUGUCAGCAGGUUCUACAGAGAUGCCAGAUUAUUGUCCAUCGGAGCUGGAGCUGAUGAAGUGAUGCUGCAAAUCAUAUGCAAGUACAUGGACACCUUACCCAAGAAAUGACCUCACUGACAGCCAUAGUGCAUGGAUCAGGAAAAGCUUGCAAGUGCACUUAACAUACUUCAGCCGACCUUAGUGGGCCUUAUGAAUCUGCCACAUGGUAGAGAGAGUGCUUGAUGGUAUUGACAGUAAAUGUAUCAUUGACAGUUCCUAUUCUCUGUUUUACUGCAUGUGAAACGUUUGAGAGCACAUUGUUGUAUCAUAAUUGUAAGUUAAUGUUUAACUAUUUUAGUUAAUUGUAUAGUUUGAUUUUCUCUGGUAAUUAUUCUUACAAAGACAUAAACAGUUUGUAGAGUUUGCAUUACUUAUUACUCAAGAAGUCCACAUCUUCAUACCCAAAGGAAAU